Molecule: messenger RNA, 1978 nt
Organism: Protopterus annectens (West African lungfish)
Lineage: Eukaryota; Metazoa; Chordata; Ceratodontiformes; Protopteridae
Product: retinol dehydrogenase 12-like
Exons: 7
Coding region: 345-1241 (298 amino acids)
Source: RefSeq, a predicted model, not a curated record
AUAUUUCCCUGUGUGUGGACAUGGUUACUAAAAGUAGAAGGAAACAAUCGCUGCUUGUAAUACAAAAUACAAAGAAAGCAUUGCCUACUGGAUUAGGGAAAAAAAAAAAAAAAAAACAAGGACCGUCUAUUGAAGUGGCAGUAAUUAGGUCACAUGCUCUGCCUGAUAAGGCAAGUUCUAAAGUGGGAUGAGUUAAGAAGUGUUUGUGUAUCUCUGCACUCUACUAAAAGUGUUUAACUAAACACAUAACUUGCAGAGAAAGUUUUCUGAACUGAACCCAAUUCCUUAGGCAAUUAAAGAAAGCUGUGAAUACUGAAAGCUACCUCAAACUGACCUGGAAAGCAAUGGCUGCAAUAAGGAAAAUGUUCUAUCGUUCCUGGUCCUCUGAUGUUAGACUUGAUGGCAAGACUGUUCUCAUAACUGGUGCCAACACAGGAAUUGGCAAAGAAACUGCAAGAGAUCUUGCAAAGAGAGGAGCCCGUAUCAUUAUGGCAUGCAGAGACCUUGAAAAGGCAGAGAUAACAGCCAAGGAGAUUACUGCAGAGUCUGGGAAUGAAAAUAUUAUUGUGAAGAAGCUUGAUCUAGCAGAUACCAAAUCUGUCCAUGCAUUUGCAGAACAGAUCAACAAUGAAGAAAGGCAAAUAAACAUCCUGAUCAACAAUGCUGGUAUAAUGAUGUGUCCAUAUUCUAAAACUGCUGACGGCUUUGAAAUGCAGUUCGGAGUCAAUCAUUUAGGUCACGUUUUAUUGACACACUUGCUGUUGGACCUCAUCAAGAGAUCUACACCUGCUAGAAUAGUUAAUGUGUCAUCUAAAGCUCACACGAUGGGGACUAUUCAGUUUGAUGACCUGAACAGUGAGAAGAAUUACAGUCCACUGAAAGCUUAUGCACAGAGCAAAUUGGCAAACAUUCUUUUUACGAAGGAGUUGGCUAAAAGACUGGAAGGAUCAGGAGUAACGGUUUACGCUCUACAUCCAGGUGUUGUGCGCACAGAACUGAGCAGACACCUGAGUUCAACACUGCAGAUUGGCAUGAAGUUACUGCAACCAUUCACCAAGUCACCAGUAGAAGGUGCACAGACCACAAUAUAUUGUUCUGUAGCCCCAGAGUUGGAGAAGGAAACUGGUUUGUACUACAGUGAUUGUGCUGCUACAAGCUGUUCAAGAGCUGCCAGCGAUGAAGAUGUUGCCAAGCGCCUUUGGGGAGUUAGCUGUCAGCUGUUGGGGAUAAACUGGAACUAAAAUACAGCAGCAUAGAAGAGCUCACCAAUUUGUUUCCCAAUUACUUAGUGUGUCAGUAGUUUGUAAGAUGGAAUCCUAUCUGCAGCGAGUUUGGUAUUAUUACAUCAUUUGAUAUGCUAAAUAAAUUCUGAAGACAUUCUCCAUAGAUGUUCCAUUUAAAUGUAUACUUUACAGAAACAUACUUGAGGAAGAAAUAAAUCAAUAAAGCACCACAAUAAAGUAAUUAUGAAAAAGUCUAUUUUAAAUUAAAUCAUCUUUUAUUUGCAUGCAGUAUAAAGAUUUCUUUCCAUAUAGUAUUACUUAAAAAUUGUGUUCAUAUAAGGACUUGUUUCCAUGUUUUUGAGCUCAUAAUGACUUACUUUGUGUUGCAUUUUCAUUCUUUUCUUCAAUUACUGAAUUUGUUCAUACGGUGACAAGUCUGGAAUCUGCAAUAAAGACUGUUCCCUUGCAGAAAGCAUGUAAUAUGACUGUAAAUUAACUGAGUUUGUUCGUGUGUGUCUGUAUUCCUACAACUAGAAUAGACUCUGGACCACAAACAUAACUUCUGUCUCUACUUUUAAUCAAAAUGUUCAUCCCUAUACUAAGAUAUACUAACAUUAAAUGUCAGCCAAGACAGAAAACAUUUGCAUAAAUUGAAUAACUUUUCUUUGAGAUAUUUUCUCUGAUCUGUUUAAUGUGGAAGGGUAAUGUUAGUAAGUCCAGUAUCCUUGUGAUAUAUUAAAGACUACUUUAAAUCA